Molecule: messenger RNA, 7442 nt
Organism: Aplysia californica (California sea hare)
Lineage: Eukaryota; Metazoa; Mollusca; Gastropoda; Aplysiida; Aplysiidae
Product: E3 ubiquitin-protein ligase lubel
Exons: 27
Coding region: 455-6109 (1884 amino acids)
Biological process (GO): protein linear polyubiquitination
Cellular component (GO): LUBAC complex
Molecular function (GO): K63-linked polyubiquitin modification-dependent protein binding; K48-linked polyubiquitin modification-dependent protein binding; ubiquitin protein ligase activity
Source: RefSeq, a predicted model, not a curated record
CUGUAAAUGCCUUUGCCAGAUGUACUAUGGACUAUGGAGGAGGACAGACGGAACUUGUCGCCCAACUUACCUGGACGAAUAUCAACAUCCCAUGGCAAUGUUUGUUCUGUAAACAUUGUUUCUAAAAGGCUUGUAGGAAUACAAGCAGGCAGGCUUUUCUUUAAAGAUGCUGCUUUGGAAUAAGUUUAACGGAAAGUUUUAUUAGGUCCACUUAGAUUCUAGAUUUACUUCAAAUCAAAGCCCGACCUUCGCCUGUGGCGUGUGAUGAUAUGAUAUUGUGUUGUUGAUCAUUGCGACAUCGCCGGGCGGCAUUGAAUUACUUUGCGAUGCAGUCUCUCUUGUCUUGAGAUCCAAAUCCAGAGUUUCGAUCUGGAUCUAGAUUGUAGAUCUAGAUCUCGAUUUUGAUCCUGUCCAGGAUCCAAUUUUGUAAAAAGAGUUGUCCCAGCUGGAACACAUGUCACAGUCUGUCAAGAAAGCUUUUGGAUUUGUUUGGAAGACCAUGAUGCAGCAAUUAAGUCAGGACAGCACGGAUGAGGAUCGUCCUCUAGAGGACGUCCGUGCCGAAAUUGUUGAGCUCAUUCGGACUGGACAGGACCCUGCAGACGUCAUGGAAGAACUGAUUUUACAGGACUAUCAGUUGAAUGACAAAUAUGCCAUUCUGGAUGUGAAGCAGCUGCUUAAGUGGAAUGAUGAGGGGAUGCAGGGCCUCCAGCAUGUCCAGCAAGCCCUUGGUUUUAUCCUGAAAUAUGCCAGACAUUUGACCAAGGCGUUGCCCGAGAGGAGCCAGCAGUGGCGGGAGAUUCGUUUCACAAACGUCCACGUGGAAAGCAAAAUAAAACCCAUGAAGGGUUUUGAGGCAGUAUUAGAGCAGCUGGGAUACACAGAGCCUCACCAGCACGGGCUGCGCUUUCCAGAUGGCUGCGAACCUGACGUCAGACAGGUCCAUAACAUUAUCGCAGACAUCAUCCUGUUCCGGAAGGAGUUGGGGAUCUAUAUUCAGGGCAACCACCCUCACCACGAUUACAUUGACAGCUUGUUAACACAGAACACAAAAGAUGAGUUAUUAGCCUUCAAGCUAUCCGGACAGCAGUGUGAUGAGGAGGAAGGAAUGGACAUGUCAUUAUUUCCUCCCACGAGACAAGAUACGUAUCGCAGGCCUUUGAGACCGGCUCCGCCCCCUCCAGUCCAGAAUGUUCUUCCUGCCAACAGUCUGGAAGGAGGCGCUGCCACUGUCAAGCAGUCCUCUUCUGUUGACACUAUACAGGCCUCGGCAUCAGUGGUAGAAACAGGGAAUGACAACUUUGGGAUGUCGGGCAAUGUGCUGUUGGAUCCGGACAAAACUGAAGUUGUUUCGUCUACAGCCCAAGAAAACACUGAGGAGGAGGUCGUUGAGUGCAUUCAGGAUCUUGUAGAUGCUGGUCCAGACCUGCCUACUGGGUUGAACAGCAGUGGAGGGCAGCAUACAUCUUCCUCCUCCUUUAUCUCCAAACUAGUCUGUGAUGUAUGUGGAGACGAUGCUGUUGCUUUCUGUGUGGAGUGUCAGCGAAAAACGUUGUGUGACGGCUGCAACGUUCGGUGGCAUCAGCACCCCCACCGACGAGGGCACAAGAUCCAACAGAUCAGCACGGUGUCCAGCUUUACGCUUGACGGGGAUGGCUCUGGUGUUCUCAUUGACGGGGCCUACGGCGUUUCUGCACAGGACAAGCAAGGGCCACAGAGGGUAAAAGUUCCAUCUCGCAAGUCCCCAAGGAACUCAGAUUCACCUUCCCAGCCUGAUGCGGACUAUCAGGCAAAUACGAUGAUUCCUGACCAAAUAGCUGCAGGGAAUGACUUGUAUCCAGGUCCAAGUGACCACCAGCUUCUAGACUACCAGCAGCACUUGCACCAGCAGUCCCGACCCCACACCCCAACCCCUCAGCUCCCUGGUUAUGUUGGUGGUCGUCAGAUGGCCGGUCAGUUCCGCUCUGAGGCGCCGUACCCCUCAAGCCACUAUGCUUCACCUGUGGUCGGUGGGAACGUGCUCGGCCACACUCCCCCGGGCCCGUUCUCUGCCCAGCCAAACCAGAUGUACCCGCCUCAGCACCAGGUUUUGAUGGGAGCUCAUGGUGCUGGUGAGCAGCCUGGCCUGUACGGUCUUGAGGGGCUGGUGUAUCCCUCUAGAGUGCCUUACACUCAUACUUCUGCUGCCACAGGACCCAACAUGCAGCAGAUGCUCCCACAAAUGCCAGAAUACAUUGCACAACAAAUACACAAUCAGAGUGCCAAGACAGCUCAUCCAUCCCAGGGCCACUUCAACAUGAUCAACAACAACAAUAGCAACGCUGCGAAUAAUCCGCUGUUGUAUGGCGCAAACCGCUUGGAUCCUGCCAAAUCUCAGCCACCAUAUCCAUAUCCAAUGCAAGGCUACCCCCAGACAGAUACCUACCCGAUGCAGUCACUUUAUCCUGCGACUCGGAUCCAGCCUCACCCAAACUCGGAGCGUCUAAGUUAUCCCUACCCUGGUGUUGUUCCAACCGUAGGCAGUUCGUCCUUGUGCUAUAUGGAAUACCCCAGUCAGCAAAGGCCGUUGUUAGCGCCAGAGCUGGCUGGAAACCCUGUAGCCAUGGGUGGUGGCACUUCUUUGGCACCCUAUCCCAGUCAUAUGCAUCCAGUAAACAACUACGAUGUCAAAGAGAGAAGACCAUCUCUUCAUUCUUCUUCUUCUUCAGUGUCUACCUCUAGUGUUUCUCAGUCCAAGUUUGUUGCCCGUUUGAUGCAGGAGAGUGAUCCUGAAACGAAGAGGAGAAAAUGUGAAUUGCACAUUGAAAAUUUACAGGCUGACAUACAAGAUUUGGAUGCAGAGAUAAAUGACAGAAUGACAGAUGACGAUAAUGAGUUUAUUGAGAGUGAGGAGUUCAAGGACAUGUCUAAACGCAAAAGUUGCCUGAUGAAAGAGAAGAAAAUGCUGGAAAAUUUUAGAAAACAAAUGGACGAGGAGACACAGGUGGUCAAACUCAACCCACAACUACACCGACAUUUGCAAUUUCAAAGAGCGGCAGCUCAGCAAACGAUUUACUAUCCUCCAAGUCUGGACCAGCCGAUUGCAAAUUUGGUGAACGUGCACGGAAGUGUCAAGUCACAACCAGAUGCAGCCGCUCCGGCCUCCAAUCACGUGUUGACAGGGACGGUGCCUCUGGCUGAGGUCUCCUCCUCCACUGACAGGGUUCAGGGUCAACCGAGGGAGGAAAAGAUCCUCAAUACAGCACCUCAGCAGGUCUCACAGACGCCUCCAAAGAAAGCUCCACACGGACCACCCCCUCCGAGGCCGCCCCCAAUUUCAGCCGUGUCCUCCACGGCAGGGGCAAUCCGGCCGCCAGUUCAGGCUGCAAAAGUUCCCGUAGAGAACAGCUUUAGCGAUGAAACGAUUCCCGUCGCUGUUGAGCCAAGGGUUGCUCCCCCUGCUUUACCCCCGAGACCGAAUAUUCCCCCUCCUUCUGCUGCCUGGGAUGACAGACUGGAUAUAACAUUUCCCCCACCCAAAAUUUCAAAUACUGAAAUUGUCAAGCCUAAGCCAUGGCACUGUGAACAUUGCACCUUCAUCAACCAAGCCUCCAGCCAUGCGUGUGAAAUGUGCCACAAAACAUCGGACAACCCACAGCUUGUGAGCAUCACCAGCAGCAUGUCACUGAGCAGUGAAAUCAGCACCACUGAGUUGGAGGAGCAGACAAGCGAUGAAAAUUCUGAGUUUGGUAGUGACCGUUUCAUUGCCAUGCUGUCGGAGCUGAAUCAGGAUGAAAGUCAAAUUCAUUCGAAUUUGAUUAAGUCAAAGGAAGUUGGGGCAAGAAUUGCUGGCAUUCAAGAUGAGGUUAUGAAAGAGAAGAAAAAAGCUCAGCAGCAGUUUCAGCAGCAGCAGCAGCAGUACCAAGAACUGUAUGGGCAGGGUGGGCUGCCUCAGUUCGCAGGGAGUGCCCAGCCAGGAAAUCUACAGCAACUGGCAGCUAGUCCUCGACAGGCUUCUCCUUCUAGUCAAGGGGCCAUGCUGCGGGCUCCGUCCCCGUCCUCCCUUCCCUCUUCGGGUGCCAGGAAUAAGGUGCCUUCCUCCACCACUGACCUGACCUCAUCCUCUGCCUCCGGGGACUUCCAGACGCCCCCCUCUAGGGUCUCCCCGACUCCAGCUGGUCCUGCUAUUGGUGCUGAUGGGGUGGCAGGGGAAGGAACUGUGGAGGAACUACUGGGUCGACUGGAUCAGGCAAAGUUGAUUGACAGCGUGGAGGCUGAGGGAGCUCAGUUGGCCCAGUGGGUCAAGAUGGCUGACAGAGAAGGGUUUGAGGUGGAUGCUAUGAGCAUAGCUCUGGCUCAGUGCAGUCUCCAUAGCCUUGACCCUGUACAGUGGCUGCGCACCAACUGGACCAAUAACGUGACCCAGGUGGCCCUUCGAGCAGGCAAGAAGGGCCGGGAGGAGGACCAGAACUGUGUGGGAGAGCUCUCAUUGGCUGAGGCGAAGGCUGCUUACAUGAGUUGUAAUGGCAACAUAAAGGAAGCAGUGAACCUGUGUGUUCGGAACAGGAAGGAUCUGUAUGGCAAGCUCAGUGCGCUGGGUGAGUUCCCCCGAGAAGAGAUCUUGGAUGCAAUGCAGCAAAGCUGCGGUGACCAAGCUGCCUGUGAACAUUUUCUGCAAGCUUCCAAACUGUACCCGUUCAUUGGUCGUAUCUGGGCCCAGCGAGAAUCCGAAUGCGGUGACCACUUCCAGCUUCAGAACAUGACCAGCUCGGACAUGUGUCGCAGUUUCUCCACUAGUGUCAUUAACCAUUGGGAUUUUCAAAAGAUCAUCAGGGACAAAAACGUUGAUCUAGAUCGUCGCACCCGCAUGAUUUUGGUGGAGGGUCGUCUGAAGAGCUGGGGCCGGGCAGAGAUGGUGAUCAGCAUCUUAGACCAAGGAGUUCCACGGACUGAGGUCAGCCUGGAGGACGUAGUGGAGGCGGUGCGCAACUGUCGUGAUCGCCAGAGUGCCUUAGCCUACCUGCAGCAGGAGUGCCAGAUCUGCUAUGCUACAUUUCCCAUGAGCAAGAUUCACAGUCUGAACGUGUGCCAGUGCAAGCUGUGUGCCGAGUGCCUUACCCUGAACUUUGAGGUGGACAUCCGGGAGAAGCACGUACGUCAGUGGACAUGUCCAAUCUGCUCUCUGCCAGACCUCAACGACACAGACGUGGCCUCGGAGUACUUACAUUUUCUCAGCAUGUUGCUUCAACCUCUGAUCCAUGAAGAACUACACAACCUGUUUGAGACUAAGAUCCGUGACUGGCAUUUACAAAAGGAUGAGAACUUCCGCUGGUGUGCUCACUGUGCGGCAGGCUUUAUUGCAGAUAAUCGUCGACUUUGUAUGACAUGUCCUGCAUGUGGCUUGAAGACUUGCUACAGUUGCAAGAAGAAGUGGGAAGACCAACAUGAGGGGCUGACGUGCGAGCAGUUCAACCAAUGGAAGAUUGACAAUGACCCCACCAACCAGUCAGUGGGCCUGGCCAAACAUCUUGACCAGAAUGGCAUAGACUGCCCCAAGUGCAAGAUGAGGUUUGACCUGGCCAAAGGCGGCUGUAUGCAUUUCAAGUGCCCGGAGUGUGGCCACGAGUUCUGCAGCGGCUGUAACGAGGCGUACCACCACAAAAAUGUGUGCCAGAAGUACAAGAACUGUCGCCAGCUGGGCCUGCACUGCCACUGUCCCCGUGACUGUUUCUCCUACCUCCGAGACAACAGCGUCACUCAGCUACAGCAGCUGCUUAAGCAAAACAAGGUGGAUUUCAAUGUUGAUAUCCCUUCAGAUCAGGGCGAUGCCCAGUGCCCUGUGAUGGAGCAGAAAGAAUUGGACCGAUCGAGCCGGGAAGAGAAAUGUGGCAAGGACACUGAACCUGGCCAUGCUGGACUGUGCGAAUUGCACUACAAGGAGUACUUGACAGGGAUCGUGAAUGGCCACAGGAUCGACCCGGUUUCUAUCAUGUCACAAGAAGAGAUGCUGGCCAUGCUCAGGAAGUACGAUGUUCCGGUGCCGAACCAGAAGCAAAAUGAAACCCCUGUUGUUUUUGCUCAGCGACUAGUACAGGUUAUAAGAGAAAAACUGCCUCUGAGAAGAACCUGAUGAUGUCUCUGCCAUGUGGAGGAAGCCUUAGAGCUCGCGGACUACUCUUUGGCGUGUUUUCCUUGUUAUUUUGUUGAAUAACUGGAGCUUAAAAGAUUAAGUUUGCUCCUUUAAAUUAAGUUGUCAUGGAAAAUUGUCCGAGUAUUAUUUCUUCUACUUCUGGCAGUUGGGACUGGAUGUGAGGCUCAUGUGUUUUUUUGUAGUCAUGUUUGAACAGUAUUGAGCAUACAUUGACCUUAUGACUAUUUCUCUAAGCUGUCAUUUGCUGGUUUUAAGUCUUUCAGAUUUCAUGUAUUGAGUUCCAGUGAAGCAUGAUCAGAACAUCUAUUUUUUUUAGCUUUUGGAAUCUGUAACAUACUUUUCAUAUGUAUAAUUUGAACAUACCUUGAUUUAUAAGUCGGUAAAUUUGAAUGCAGAUAGGCCAAUGAGUUUGAAUUGGUCAAUGUGCAUGUCAGUUAUGUGUUUUGAAGAAUCAGCUGGAGGAAUGCACAUACAUUCUCCCCUGCAUGUGUUUCAUGUAACAGGCAUUUUGCUGGGGAUUCUUCUUCCUAUGGAGCAUUAUAUUUUUAUGUAAUGGUCUAUUUUCCCACUGGAUCAUAGCGCCCCCUGUCUUUCAGGCAUCCCUGAGUUGUUUAAAGGUACUGUAAUUUUUCGUUCAGAUCUGAGUCCUGUUUUUGGAGGGGGAUACAUUCUGUAAUAUCCAGGGCCAUAGCCUGGGUUAACCUUAUCUUCUUCGUCUUUCAAUCUCUGGAGUGUUUUCAAUGUGUACAGCGUGCACUUGGAACCUCUCUGUUUUUCGCUUUUAUCCAAGAAGACUAGGUACUGGAUAACAUUCUGUAGAAUCAGAAGUAGAAAACAACCCUGAAAGAUCUCAAGUUGUCCCAAGUCCUCACCUGCCUGACCCCAAUGUUAAGUCUGCUACUUUGUUGUGAGAGGUGAGCGACAUAUCUGCGGGUUACCGGGACACCCACCUUGAGGUACACGGUUCACUACUAAUUGUACCAUCAUUAUCAUGUAAAAUAUCUGUGUUAUUUAAUUUUUCUCUUGUUUUGAGACUUAUUUUUUUCAGUAAUAUGGUUUGCAACCUUUUCAUAUCUGAUUUUAUUUCUUUUAUGCUGUUUCUACUAUGCGUUUUUGUUUUAAUUAUCACGCUUGUUCAGCUACAAGAAGAAAUUCAUAUGGACUGAUGUUGUGGUCAUGGCUUUAUCUUCGAGAUCACUUACCAAAAGUGCUCUUUAAAAAUAUUUGUUACUAACAUACAUACAGAUAAGUUUUAAUUUUCUUUUAAUGAAAUGUUCAUGACUUUUGUGAAUAAAGCAUAAUGUUUUGGACA